AUCUGACGUCGCAGUCACGUUUUCGGCCGAGGGCUCGACUUUUUCGCAGAAUAUUGAGAGUACAAAAGACUGGGCUACUUUUGGUUAGGGGAACUAUUGCAUCUACGUUCUUUGGACACCAGAGCUCGCAAUCAUGUCUCUAAACAAGCCCAAGAGCGACCUGACGGAGGAGGAGAGGAGGAAGAAGGAGGAGGAGGAAUUCCAAACUGGCCCACUCUCUGUCCUCACACAGGCUGUGAAGCACAACACUCAGGUUCUAAUAAACUGCCGAAACAAUCGGAAGCUUCUUGCUCGAGUGAAGGCCUUUGACCGACACUUCAACAUGGUUCUGGAGAACGUGAAGGAAAUGUGGACAGAGACACCGAGAGCCGGGAAGGGGCAGAAGAAAUCAAAGCCUGUGAACAAGGACAGAAAUAUUGCAAAGAUGUUCCUCCGUGGAGACUCUGUCAUUUUAGUGCUGCGCAACCCGGCAGCUGUUAUGCCUCAGAAAUAGUAGGAAAAUGCAAUCACCACAACAUGUACGAAAUUUUAUUGGACUUUU
Molecule: messenger RNA, 541 nt
Organism: Geodia barretti
Lineage: Eukaryota; Metazoa; Porifera; Demospongiae; Tetractinellida; Geodiidae
Source: the annotation of a GenBank genome assembly